GUACGGAUCCCGUACUUACCGCUUGAACUGCUCUGUCUUUACCCCUCACAGAGCUCACCUCAGCUGCAAUUGCCGAUCAGUGAUGCAAGGAACAACAAAAGUCGCAAUACCUACAUGCAAACCACAAUGGCGACGACACGUACGGCCAAGGAUGUGAUUUCAGCUUUGAACCUCUCUCCACAUCCAGAGAAGGGCUAUUACAUCGAGACAUUCCGUGACCCGAAGGCAUCCUCCGACGGUCGCUCGUCAAGCACGCACAUUUACUACCUCCUGGAAGGUGAAGCCGGUGUAUCGCACUGGCACCGAGUGCUCGACGCUGUCGAAGUGUGGCACCACUAUGCCGGCGCACCGCUACAGCUCUCGCUAUCGUGGGACGACGGCGAGCCUGUGCGCGACCUAGUUCUCGGCACCGACCUCUGGAAGGGUGAGAAGCCACAGAUUGUCGUGCAGCGCGGAGAAUGGCAGCAUGCGCAAUGUCUAGGGGACUGGACGCUUGUAGGGUGCUCCGUCGCACCUGCUUUCGAGUUUGAGAGCUUUGAGAUGGCCAAGCCAGGCUGGGAACCCAGGGGUGCGGUCAAGGAAAAGUGAUGUACGUCGAGAGAAGCAGUUGCUUCGAAUGAAGCGAUACAAGAAUCCAGAGUCAUCACCGCGAGCAUCGUGCUGGCUUACCAGAGAGAAGUAUCUUCUGAAUGUUACGACCUAGGUACGCUGAGAUUCAGCCAACAACUCAUGUCCUUAAAUACCAAGACUGGCAUUCAUAAUUGCUUUAGUGUACG
Molecule: messenger RNA, 776 nt
Organism: Truncatella angustata
Lineage: Eukaryota; Fungi; Ascomycota; Sordariomycetes; Amphisphaeriales; Sporocadaceae
Product: cupin family protein
Exons: 2
Coding region: 115-588 (157 amino acids)
Cellular component (GO): intracellular anatomical structure
Source: RefSeq, a predicted model, not a curated record